Gigantopelta aegis is the source of this 9004-nucleotide messenger RNA. Its product is annotated as heat shock factor protein 1-like. Lineage: Eukaryota; Metazoa; Mollusca; Gastropoda; Neomphalida; Peltospiridae. The coding region runs from base 36 to 1490 and encodes 484 amino acids. The record is from RefSeq and is a predicted model, not a curated record. The transcript has 12 exons. Gene Ontology annotation, molecular function: sequence-specific DNA binding; DNA-binding transcription factor activity. Gene Ontology annotation, biological process: regulation of DNA-templated transcription.
GCCUUCAUGUGCUUGUUUUCAUUUUGGCAUUUACAAUGUAUGCUAAUAACGUUUACGAAAAUGAACAGAACUCGGGAAAUGUUCCGGCAUUUUUGAUGAAGCUAUGGACACUAGUGGAAGACCACUCCACGGAUGAUUUAAUAUACUGGGGACAGAAUGGUACAAGUUUUCACAUUCAUGACCAAAACAGAUUUUCACGUGAAGUUCUACCAAGAUACUUCAAGCAUAACAACAUUGCAAGCUUCAUUCGCCAACUCAACAUGUAUGGAUUUCGAAAGGUGGUUAACGUAGAUCAGGGUGCUCUGAAGGUAGACAGAGAUGACCUUGAGUUUCAUCACACAUACUUCCAGCAAGGUCAGGAACAACUGUUGGAAAACAUCAAACGGAAGGUAUCCAACAGCAACAGGAUGGAAUCGGUGAAACUCAAACAAGAGGAUGUUUCAAAAGUGCUCACUGACGUGCGAUGUUUGAAAGGACGACAGGAUGGUCUCACUAAUAAACUGGAUCUGCUAAAAAGGGAGAAUGAAGCUUUGUGGCGUGAAGUAGCCAGUCUACAGCAAAAACACAUGAAGCAGCAACAGAUUGUGAACAAGGUGAUCCAGUUUUUGGUGACCUUAGUGAGAGGAAAUCAAAGUGUGACUAGGAAACGCAAGACACCGCUCAUGCUCAGUGAUUCGAGCCACCUGGAUGCAAAGAUACCCCGAACAAACAGUCAUCUGUCCAUUGAGGUGAAGAAUGAGCCAUUCAGCAUUCAGAGUCCUAAAUCGUUUGAAGGACCUAGCUCGGCAAAUACUCACACAACUCGAGGACCAAUAAUCCACGAUGUGACUGAUUCAUUUCUCCAGAAUUCUGGUGUUCUGUUAGAAGAAAUAUCAUCGAGUGACCUUGAGGAUCUUGUGUCAGGAGGUGAGAAGAACGUGGCCACCACAUCUGUGCUAGACCCCGUCGCCACCUCCGUGCCAAAGACCGUCGUGUCGUCCAGUGUUCCCGUAACAACUGUCACCUCCGUCCAGCCCACGUACACGACAAACACCACAUCAAGCUAUGACAAAGAUUCAAGCCCCAAUCAGGCCGUACAGACUGAGCUGGAUGUGAUGCAGAUGGACCUAGACAGUCUAAAAGAUCUCUUUGCUGGACAGUACAGCAUCGACCCCAACUUGGUGAUGGGGAUUUUCACACCAGAUGUUUCAAUGAAUCAGUCAUCUGAAACUAUUUUGGAUAGUCUGGAGAACUCUGCAGAGAAUUCCAACAGUAAUAACGAUGCAGCCACAAACAUACUUGGUAAUGAGUUGAUUCAGUACCAGCCGCCCGAAGAUCUUCCAAACUUGUUUGACUUCGGUGAUGUCUACGACGGCGAUCUGAAUCACAUCACCACAGACACAGACUUUAUAUCCGAUUCACUUCUGACGCCGGACUGCACUCCCGUCAGUCCAUCCACCCAUGAUCAGACGUCGUUGACAUCGCAGGUGAAAACGGAGGAAGUCGAUUGAGGCACUUCAAGACAUUUUUCACUGGACUUUGUUUUACUCCACUCUGUACACAGGAUGAUCGGAUGAGGAUGUCAUGCACUCAGAUUGUGGGGUUAAGAUCGUAAAAGGGAAAUUUAUUUUCACCAGUUUAAUGGUUUGAGACCAGUUUAUACAUACAUGUAGGUUUGUGACAAAAGUGUGGAACUGGAUUAUAAGUUGAACAAAAUGUGUAAUUUAUUUCGCCAGGUUAAGAUCCUAUAAGUAAAAUAUAUUUUAGCCGAUUAUAUGUUGAAGACAUAAAUGUGAAAUUUAUUUCACCAAGUUCUAGGUUUAAGAGAAAAGUGUGAACUGACAUCUCUAGAUUAUAAUUCGGAAAAAAAAUGGAGGCUUCUGCAUGAAGUACAUUUAAGUAAUUACAUGUAUUUAACUUCCAUAUCAGCUUUGAAAAUGUAAAAUGUAUUUCACCAGAUUACAGGUUAAGAUAAAAAUGUGAAAUAUUUCACCACAUUAUAGGUUGAACAAACUAAACAAAAAUGUUGUUGAGGGUACAUUGAAUUGUCACUUUAAGAAAUGAGGCAUUUAUUUUCACCGUGUUGCUUUAUUACAGUCUAUCUUGUUGAGUUUCAUCUUGUCAACUGCAACAUUUAGUAUUUCACUAACAAAACUUUGCUCAAGUUAACAGUUUUUACAAUACACCCCCUCUAAAAGCCCAAGUAACCCCCACCCAAAAAACCAAAAAAAACCCCCAAAAACAACAACCCAUAAAUAAAAAAUAAAAUAUUUGACACUUUAAAAAUUCCUACCAGCUGUUUUGCUUUGUUGUUUCUGCUGAUCACCUUCAGUGUGAUAUUUCCACCGCUUACAACAAAUACAUCACCUUCAGUGUGUUAUUUCCACCACAUACAUUUCUGGAGCCAAUUUACAGAGCUCUCUUAAGCUUUUUUAAGUGACAUUACAUUGCACAGCGAGAUCGCAAAAGUGCGAGAAUUUUGUGAAUUAGGCCCCGGUCAUUAUGUAUACUGAGAGAAAUAAAUAUGGGAACACUUGGUACUGUAAAAUGUAAUGUAAUGUAAUUCACUACUAGUGUAAUAAUUUCUGUAUAUAAUACAUAUACAGAACUUCACAUGCAUAGUUUUCGCUUCCUAUUUAUUACACAAGUUUAUUUUGGCAAGAAUAUAUAUAGCACGAUAUGUUCUUGUGCAAAAUAAACAAGUGCAAUAAAUAGGAAGCAAAAACAACGUAUGUGAGAUUCUGUAUUUAAUACAUACCUUCUUUUACUUUUUACAAAAACGGUUUUUAAUUUAAAAUCAUAACUACACUUUCUUAAAUCUAUUAAUCAAUCUUCCAGUCAUAGAUUUUCUAAACAUUAAGAAUCAUACUCUGCAGCAAUCUUGUGUAAUGUUUCAAAUACGAUGUGACGUAAUUUGUAAAUCGGACAUGACAUCAGUAAUAACAAGGCGCUAACGCCAGUAAAAAUAAAAAGGGAAUUCCCUAUUUACAAGUUCGCACAGUUCGAAAAUGUCUUUAUUACUAUAGUAAGAUUGAAUAGGUAUGUAAUAAUAAAGAUGUAAUGUAGGAUUGAAUGCCAGUAUUAUGGGGUUGAGAGUAACAGUUAACUUCCUGACACCAUGGAAGAGGGUAUUAAUUGAAGUCGCUUUCUUCUGUCAGUCUUUCUGUGAUCCGUUAUUUGUUUCUAUCAGUACAUAUGACCUCUUUGAAAUUCAUGUUUGAGAACAUUUUGCAUUUCAUUAAAUUCUUGUAAAUAAUAUGUUACUCUCUAGAGUUGCUUUUGGGAUAACUGCAGGCUUACAGAGCAUCUUGCUUGUCAACUAUUAAAUGCAGGGAUCUUUCUUUCAGCCUAAAUUAUUGCUGGCAGGGCUUUUUUCUUCCUGAUUUCUGGGACUAUGUGUUUAUUUUCAUACAUUUUAUCAUCAAUUCCAUCUGAUAUACCUUCAUGUGCACCUGCUUAGGCUGUUCAAAGCAAGGACCUUUUAAUUGAGGAUGAAAUAUAAAAUAAAUAAGCUUUUGUUUGGUUGAAUGUUGAUCCCGGUGCAGAAAUGAAUGAGGAAAGAUGGCAGCAAAAUGUGUUCAUCAUAUUACAUAUUAUAUGUAUGUACAUGCAUAUAUCAUUCAUCACAUAGCUUACCACCACCACUUGUGUUAAAUGCUUCAACAGUCACCUUCCUAUUAAUCUCAUACAUUUGGGGGUUUUUGCUUUUCACAACUAUAGUAGCCUGGUAAUCAUAACAAUUUGAAGUUGUGUCUUCCCCUGUUAACACUGUAUUGCAUUUUUGUCUUUCGUGCAUGCUAUAUUAAAAGCAGGGUGGGUAGUGUCUGUAUAUUCAAGCAGAGUCGUAUGGAAUGCUUGACUUGAAAUAUAUAUUGUGAGGGUACGUUGUUCAUGCCAUUGUACAGACAUUUAAGCAGCUUAAAGUUACCUUGUGUUUUCAUACAUAGCCUGACAUCUGAACUAUGGCUUUUGAAGGACAAAUAAACAAAUAGAAGUUGUGUGACCAGGACAGGAUGCCCACACGUCAUUAUGAAGAUUUUACCAUUUGAUUGGCUGUUGGAAUGUUCAGACUAGUUUAUGGGUCUAGGGAGAAAGUGCCACAUGUCAGAGGUCAGGUUAAAUAUUCAUGAAAAUGGAAAAUGAACUAUCCAAGGGUUUUUUAAUUUAUCGUUAAGUAGCCAUACUUCAAUUAUAAACUAAAAUAUCAAUAACAAGUGGGAUGUGAUGGCACUAUAGAUGAUUGAGUAAACUAUUUUUCAAGACAAAUAAAAUGUGUACCAGUAUGUUUUGAGGCAAUAUUUUGUUAGGCCAUUUAACACGUUGAUUGCCGUGUGACUGCCUUUAAUUUGCUAAUGUUAGUGGUAUGUUUUUUGUUGUUCCAGUGUUCAUAGAUAUAUUUUUUUGUCAUGACUGUAAAACUUGAAUUAAAAGGGUGUGUCACAAGUUGGUGAGUAUGUCGGUAAAAUCCAUGAUCUAACAGUGAUUUUAAGAUAUUGAUUUAAUUUCUGAAGGUAGGGACACUUUGCACAUUCCUACUGAAAAUGUUUCUAGUCAAGCUUGUGUUAGCAGCCACUAAAGGAAGAAUUUAAGGCAGUUGAUUAUUUAAUGCAUAUGACUUAAUUUGGGGACAAUUCAACACUUAUGUAAUGCAAAAUCUGACUGCAAACAUCAAGACCACAAGAAACACAUUGAAUAUACAGACACUAAUAUUUUGAACUUUAAAAUUUAUUUAAUAUGUAAUUUUAAAAAGGUUUUUAUUAAGUCUGCAACAUCUUACAAUGAAAGCAAACUCAGGACGAUCUUUUUAAUGUAAUAACACUGAACUUAAGACAAGUAAUAAGAUUGCCUCUUACAACUACUGGUUGCUUUAUACAGAGGUUUGGCGUAUAAAGUUAUUAUAGUUCAUCACACGGGGAACACAUUUUUCAUGCUAUGGAAUUUACUGCAAGUUAUUUAUUUCUGAGCUGAUUGUUUUCUAAAGUGGAUACAAAUUAAAAUAAUAUUUUUUUUAUUUCCAAAACACUUUUGCUUUUCUUCUUACAUCAAACAAAAUGAAAUUUUUACAAAAAACAGCACAUUUUUGUAGGAGGAUAGGAUGGACUAUAUAUCAUUGUUGAAUAUUUGAAUAUUUUCAUUUUAUGGCUGUAAAUAUUUAAUCUGUUUUUGUAAUAUCGCUGCAGUCCUGUAACUAUAUUGCAAGUACCUCCUUGUGUACUGAAUGCAAGAAAAUUAAUGUGUUUCAACAUAUAUUUUUCUUUUACAUGUUGCACAUACAUGUAGCUGCUUGUCAAGUUGGGAAAUAGUCCUCUUUAACUGAAUAAAUGAAACGAUGUGGUUUUAUAAUCUAACUGUGAUAGUGAACAAAACAAAAAGAGACUCAUUCAGGGAAUAUCUAGUAUGUGACAUAAACUUCAUGAUAACUCGCAACUUGAUUAAGAUCUCUAUAUAUUUCCUGAGUAAAGGUCACCUGUUGUCAGUGCUAUAUUUAAUAGGCUUCUUAAGUGGUAUCUUCAUACAGGUGUGACCAGGACCAUUAUGGUCACUGAUGCUUCAUUUAAUUCACAUUCAGAGAACACUAGUAAAGGAACAUUUUAAAAUUAUAACUAAAAAACCUGUCUGAUUUAGUUCUGUGUGUAUAUAUUCUGUAUAAAUAUCGAUAUGUAUAUAUAAAUUAUAUAUCAAGUGCAUCUACAUAUAGUCUCGCCAGAAAUUAAAGAUCACCUUUUGUUGUUACAUUGGAGUUUGUUUGCCUGUAGGUGAAAUAUUGUUGUGCUGGAUAAUAGGAAGGUGAAGAGUUAUAUGUUGUAAUCCUAUGUUUCUGCUUUCAACAAUAUUUAUAAAUCUAUUUUUGCGUUAACAUAAACAAUUGUAGUUAACUGCCUUGAAAAAUCAAGAUAUGUUAUAUUUUGUUCUUUUUGUGUGUGUGGAGGGUUGAGCGAAGGGAUCCCUACAUUGUUCUUAGUCAUGGAUAUGAUCUAUUGUCUUAAGAAUAAUAUUGGCUGGUGAAAACUGUUUUCUAGAAACUAUAUUGAAACUAAUCAUGCAUGUCAAUAUUAUGGCUGUGUAUCUAAAUUUGAUCUUCUGCUAGGGCUUUUUACUUUAAACUUGCACCAUUUAUCGAGGACAGAUUUGAGGACUUGAUAUCAAACUGAAUAUUUUUUUAUGUUUUUUUUUUUUUUUUAAGUGCAAUAAACAUCCCUUCAAUAAUAAUGUCUUUUUCAAAACUCCUUUAUUUAUAGUGGUAAAAAUUGUCAAAUAUUUGAUCAAAAUAUGAUGGUUUAAAAAAGGGGCACACAUUGUUUGUUUAUGAUCAAUCAUAGACCUACAUGUAACAUUAGAUUUGUUUCAAAAACAGUGCAGACACUUAUUUAUAGAAAGACCUUCAUUGAAUAUAAACUGGGACCAACAACACACUGUUUCUGUAUUUCAAGAAAUUUCAUAAGAAUUUAUGAUGAAUGGGGUGGGGGGUGGGGUGUUGAUUGGUUUUUGUUUUAAUUUAAAAUUAUAUAACAAAUGGUUGUUAUUGUGGUGUUUUCCUGUAGAAUAUUCAGGAAAAUACUGUUAACUAUUUGAUGAAUAUCAUUGGAAAAUGUGUAGAAUUUUGUUGGAAAAUGUGUAGGUGAACAGAUUGUUUUAAUAUUAAUAAAACACAACAAAAAUUAUUCAUCGCGCCAAUUCGUAAAUGAGAUUUUUGAUGAUAAGAACUGAAAAAUAGUAUACCGAGUAUUUUAGUGCAACCUGAAAACAAUUUCUGUGUUUGUUCUUUGUUGAAAAACUUACAAUAACCCCUUCAUCGAAAUACUCAGCCAAGUUUUUUGUAAAUUAUGUGGUCCUUGUCUUAUUUGUUGUUGUGAAACCCCCCAUAUUUGGCACCCUCGGGACCAAGAAGAAUAUCUUGUUUUAAGGGAUAUCUGUUUAGAGAGGUUCUCUCUUGUACUGGUAUUUAAAAAGGGACCGUCUGUUUUUGAGAGAAUUCUGGUUUACAGAGGGUCUGGUUUUGAAAGGUUUCACUGCAUAUUGUUGUAAAAUGUAACUGGUAUCUAGCUUUAUUUUGUUGAAUGUCCCUUCAACAGGCAGACCUAUAUUUGUGAUCUUUGUCUUACUUGAGCUGAUCUGGGCCCCGUUCCAUGAAGCGAUCUUAGUGCUAAGAUCACCUUAAGUUCUUAACUGCCUUAUGCACUUAAGUAAUCUUAGUGCUAAGAUUGCUUUGAGGAGUGUGGCCCAGGAGUUCAUCACACAGGGUUAAACUGGGGAUGUGGUGAGGGAGAGAGACAACUUUGUUAAAUAUCCACCACUGAGAAGUAAAAUUACACAUAUAUAAUUUGGCAUUGCUCAAAUUUAUGAAUAUUCCAGCAGACUCACAAAAAAGUUAUUUGUGAUAAAGCUUUGAACUGCCCUUUAAUGAAAGUGCUACAUUGUUUCAGAUUUGUUUUCUGUUUUUCUAUAGGUAGGUUUUGGUGGGAUAGAAUUGGGCUUGAUAUAUAUUUUGUAUGUUUGUCAGCUUAAGAGCACAUUUAAUGUUAAAUUGACAAAUUCUGUUACGCUUAUAUCUUUUAAUGGGAGUUGAUAUAAACCAAUAUUUAUUUUGUAUGUUUGUCGGAGCCAAUUUAAUGUUAAAUUGACAAAUGCUAUUACAAAUUUAUCUUUCAAUAAACAGUUUAUGUGUGGUCUCCAAUAGUCAUUGUUUAUCUUUGUGCUGGGGUUUUAUUUAGCAUUCAUUCAUACAUUAAAUAUAAAUUCAACGUUAACAGUACAAAAAUAUAUCAAAAUGCAACUUAAUUUUUUUUUUUAGAAUGAUGUAUCAUAUGUAGGUUUGGUCUGUGUAUUUGUUUGUUAUUUGGUAAUCAUCAGGGCCACGUUCCACGGAGCAAUCUUAACGCUAAGGUCAUCUUAAGUGCAUAAAGUACUUAUCUUAGCGCUAAGAUCAUCUUAAGUGCAUAAAGUAGUUAUCUUAGUGCUAAGAUCAUCUUAAGUGCAUAAAGUACUUAUCUUAACGCUAAGAUCAUCUUAAGUGCAUAAAGUAGUUAUCUUAGCGCUAAGAUCAUUUUAAGUGCAUAAAGUACUUAUCUUAGUGCUAAGAUCAUCUUAAGUGCAUAAAGUACUUAUCUUAACGCUAAGAUCAUUUUAAGUGCAUAAAGUAGUUAUCUUAGUGCUAAGAUCAUCUUAAGUGCAUAAAGUACUUAUCUUAAUGCUAAGAUCAUCUUAAGUGCAUAAAGUAGUUAUCUUAGCGCUAAGAUCAUUUUAAGUGCAUAAAGUAGCUACACACUUAAGAUGAUCUUAGGGCCUAGUUUACUUCGUGGAACAGGACCCUGAUCAUUAAGUCAGUCUGUACAGAAUGUGAUUCCGGUACAUGAUAAAAUUGUGUUAUAUUAACAUGUUGCUACAUAUCGGAGAUUGUGAUACAAAAUAUAAUUAAUUAUGAUGAAUGAUGGCAUGUGCCGAUCAAAAAUUUAAAUUAAAACAAAAGUGUCUUAUUAAAUGUUUCAGCAUGACUUAGUCUUUGUAUCCAUUUGUUAAUUAGUUGAAACACACUGUGAAAUCCAGGAGCCAACUUCACACACAAAUUGUGACUACAUUUACCGUUAGCAAUCUUAGGUUUACAAAUAUUUGCAAACUACAUUUACCGUUAGUAAUGUUAAGUUUACAAGUAUUUGCAAACUACAUGUGUAUGUCAUGAAAAACAUACACCAGUAUGAAGGAUGGGCCACGGUAAGGACAAAUGAAAGUGAUUUAUUUAUAUUUCAAAAUGUAUUAUUAUACUGUUUGUAACUAUAACAAUCAUUUCUUAGUCAUAAAUUUAUAUUUAUAAAACUAGGCUACUAAAUCCAACUUUAAAAUCAGUUCUUAUAAUUGCAAUGAGUCCGAAAUGUACAUAAAUAAUUUUCUUUUGUCUUUAUUGUGAUCCAUAUUUUGUGUUUACGUUUUGCCCAAUCAGCUGGCUAACUAUUUGAAUGAUUGGUUCCGAAAUGUUAUUUGUAAUUGUGUAUAUGGGCACAUGGCCUGAGAUACAAUAAAAAAAAAAAUU